GGGUAAGCCACAGCAAUGUCCAACCGAGGGCUCUUUUCGCAGCCUUCGCUUGCAUCACCCCUCGCGGUCAGGCUCCCAGUCCUCUCAGCCACCAUGAGUGCCGAGCAAGCCCCUGCUGUUGUGCCCGAGACGCUCCUCAAGAAGCGCAAGAGGGACGAGCAAUGGGCUGCUGCCAAGUCCUCGCAGCUUGCCGCUGCCAAGUCCCGGAAUGCUAAAAACCGAACCCUCAUUUUCAAGCGUGCUCAGCAGUACCAGGAGGAGUAUCAGAGACAGGAGAAGGAAUUGAUAAGCUUGAAGAGGGAGGCUAAGCUCAAGGGUGGAUUCUAUGUCGAGCCUGAGCCCAAGCUUAUGUUCGUCGUCCGUAUCCGUGGUAUCAAUGACAUGCACCCCAAGGUCAGGAAGAUCAUGCAACUGUUGAGGCUGAGGCAGAUCUUCAAUGGCGUAUUCAUGAAGGUGAACAAGGCUACCGUGAACAUGUUGCGCAGGGUUGAGCCAUACGUCACUUAUGGGUAUCCCAACUUGAAAACUGUCCGGGAGUUGAUCUACAAGCGUGGUUACGGCAAGCUUAACAAGAGCCGCACUGCCUUGACCGACAACAGCAUCAUUGAGGAGGCACUUGGAAAGUACGGUAUCAUCUGCAUUGAGGAUCUCAUUCAUGAGAUUUACACAGUCGGCCCCCACUUCAAGGAGGCGAAUAACUUCUUGUGGCCUUUUAAGUUGAGUGCCCCUCUUGGUGGUCUCACGAAGAAGAGGAAUCACUACGUGGAGCAUGGUGACGCUGGCAACCGAGAGGCUAAGUUGAACAACCUCGUCCGUCAGAUGAACUAGAGUUCUGGUUUUUCACCUAUGCCCGACGGGCAUCAUUAACUAGUAAACCUUGUCCCAAAUUCCGAGGUUUUAAUUUUGCUUCGUGUGAUUUUUGGAUCCA
Physcomitrium patens is the source of this 928-nucleotide messenger RNA. The record is from RefSeq and is a predicted model, not a curated record. NCBI's taxonomy places the organism in Eukaryota, Viridiplantae, Streptophyta, Bryopsida, Funariales, Funariaceae.